This is a messenger RNA of Branchiostoma belcheri (Belcher's lancelet), 509 nucleotides long. RefSeq lists its product as uncharacterized. The record is from RefSeq and is a predicted model, not a curated record. The transcript has 3 exons. Gene Ontology annotation, molecular function: protein binding. Bases 1 to 438 code for a protein of 145 amino acids. Lineage: Eukaryota; Metazoa; Chordata; Leptocardii; Amphioxiformes; Branchiostomatidae.
AUGUUGCCUUCCGCAGCACCAGGCAAAGUGUCGGAUCUCAAACUUGUAGAAAAGGGGGACAACUCCGCAACGCUGUCCUGGUCAGAGCCACCGACGAAAGCAGAGCUUACCGGGUACCAGAUACAGUACUACCCGACAGACAACCCUGAUAACGUGCAGUACAUGGAUGUGGGGAAAAACCCAACGCAAGCAACCGUUCUCAACUCAAACCCGGAUAUCUCCACAUACAGGGUUCGAGCCAAGACCGUGGACGGCAUAUAUGGCCCGUACAGCGACCCACUUGUCAACGGCAAGAUAGCACCUGUAGACGGUGGCGGUGGCGGUGACACUGGCCGUGCAACAGGAGGUGGCGGAGUCCCAUUGGUCGCGUGGUUACUGCCACUGCUGUUGCUGUUGAUCCCUCUACUGCUACUGGUGCCAGCAGAGGUCUACAGCUGAACUAUAGAUGAAUUUCAGGAAAGCAAAGCAGGUCACACUAGGCCACCUUAAACUCCUGGCUAGCUACUUGC